AUGGGUUCCGGUGCCUCGACCUCUGCAGCCAUGGAUAUCACCUCUGCUGUGCAUCAGUUGGUCCAGGGUUUCCGGCAGCAUGGCCCCACCGAGGCACUUCUGCCGCUGAUCCACCGCGCUUUCGUGGCGCUGAAACUGAAGGCCGCGGAUCGCAGCUAUCGCUACAACUUCACCGAGAAUUACAUGAUUCUGCUGGGGCAGAGCCGGAGCUAUCAACCACAGGUUCUGGAUGCCGCCUUAGUGCAAAGCCCAGAUUUGUGGGUCAAUGGAAGCUUGUAUCACAUCUCACCUGCCGCGUUGCAGAAGGGCCGCAUGUUGAAACGAUGCUUUCUGCAGAUUUGCGAUCUCCUGAAUUUGGAGUCUGAAGAUGACAUCGGAGUGUUACUGUGUAGCCGCUUGGCUCGUGCAUUGUCGGUCUUCGACAGCCAAUGGGUGCAAUUUGAGGACCUCUACAUCAAGGAUCUCAUUCGCAUUGAGACUCGUGCACGCGUCCCCUUGGAAAAGGCCGUUGAGAUGGAGAUCGUGCUCUUGAACUUUGAGCAUGCCAAGCCCAAAGAAUCCUUAAACUCCUUAAAGCGUCCAGUUGCUGAGCAGUCAGUGCACCACCUGCCGGUGCCCAGGCGAAGACACACCGCCUCUGAUGCCAGUGGAAGAGUCGCUGCAGCGACUGCAGCGACUGCAGGGACCGCCUCCUCCCAUGGGACGCAGUUGUCGCUGCCAAGGCAUUCCCGCCAUGUGCCCGGAAGCAGCUCCAGUCCACCGUCCAAUCUCCAUAGCCGCGAGGAGUCCAUCGUUUUCCCCGAGAUGGGUGGCAGUGAAUGUCCCCGAUCUCGGCAGCACACCUUGUCUGGCGAGCUGCCAUCCAUGGCCAUGGCCUCCCAGACUGUGUUGCCUGAGCCUCAGGAGGCAACUCGCAAGAUAUGCGAGCUGAAACACCUAGCGCAGUCUGCAGUGGCACGUGGAAGCACCAGGAGGAAUUUGUUGGAGGAACUGGUCGCUCGCGUCAAUGACCUCAACGCCUGUGCUAAUGCACGUGGCAAGGGCCGCAGUGACAUGACGGUAGAGGUCUUGGAGGCAGCCGCCAAAGUCUUCCUAGCACAGGACUCUAUUUCAACCCCUGCUGCAUUGGCCCACGCUGCGUUAGCUCGCAGUGUUUUGGAGGGUUUCCUUCAGGUUCGCCGCUACCUCUCAGCUGUCUGUGAUCGACUUCUGUGGAUCGACCCACAGCUCUGCAUGAACGCAGAGCUGGAGAACGCCCUGGUUGCUUGGGAAGAUGCCUGGGAAUUGGCUUCGUCAUUUCUCCUGAAGAUGGACUUAUGCGAUGCCAUUUGUGGCGUGGCCGUCCAUGCUGCACGAGCCUGUGAGCUCGAGCCGAGCUUUGCCAACAUGAUAGACAAUCAGGAUGCCGAGCUAUUCCUCAUUUUGCCCAGGCUCGUGCUGCUAAGCGGCCUUCAAAGUGCCCCCAACAUGGCCUUGGCACAGUCUCUGAUGCCUGACUUGGAGGUUGCAACGAAAGACUCGCAGAUUGAGACAGAUGCAGCGGGCGUGGAGCAUGGAAGCUCAUCCAAGAGGAGUGCCGUGGACCGGUGCCUGGCUGAUCUCUUGGUGGACGUGGAUUGGGACGUCCUGACGCGGCAAGUCAUCAAAGGCGCUCUCUCCGGUUGUGGGUUUGAUGUAGAAAAUGGGGAAAAUGGGGAAAAUGAUGAGGAAAACAUAGGAAAACUAGAACUAUGCCACUAUGCUGUACAAACAUGA
Molecule: messenger RNA, 1755 nt
Organism: Cladocopium goreaui
Lineage: Eukaryota; Dinophyceae; Suessiales; Symbiodiniaceae
Source: the annotation of a GenBank genome assembly